This is a messenger RNA of Eruca vesicaria subsp. sativa (arugula), 912 nucleotides long. The record is from the annotation of a GenBank genome assembly. Lineage: Eukaryota; Viridiplantae; Streptophyta; Magnoliopsida; Brassicales; Brassicaceae.
AUGGAUAAAUCAGACACGUCAAGACAAGUUACAAAAUGGGAAUCUCUGGACAGAGACAUACUUGGCCUUAUCUUCAGUAAGCUAAGCCUAGAGGACUUUACCAUGCAUGCAUCACGCGUCUGCAUCUCUUGGUUCAUUGCCUCUCACAACAGAACUCUAUGGAUCACUGUGGACCUCGCCAAAGCCAAGUUACAGGAAGGCCUAAGCCUUAAGAAUGUCUUUACGAGAAUGUUCAAAUUUUUUGACAUUAGGGAAACACGCAGAAGUCUCAUGACUGUCACCAAGUUCAGCAGCAGUGUUCCGAAGAAUUUGUUCUUUGACUUUUCUUCAUAUAUAGAAGAGGAGGAUCUCAUGUUCGCUGCUGCGAGGAUGCCAAACAUAGAGAGACUUGCUUUACCACGCUGGUGCUUUCAGUCCAAGAAUUCAUUUCAGAUUGCGUUUAGUCAAUGGAAGAAUCUUAAAACACUGAUCAUCCCUGAUGACUAUCUCACCGGAAGAUUUGAGUUUCAAGCUGUAGGAGAGAACUGUAGUAACCUAACAAACUUGAAAUAUUUGGGUUAUUUGGAAAACAAAAUUGCUAAGCUAAUCGUGGGUUACCUCAAGAACAUCAAGAAGUUGAGUUUGCGAUGCUCUUUUUUCAGCAGACCAGGACUUUUAUUGCUAAUCACAGGCCUCCAAAAACUUGAAAUUCUUAAUAUUUCACAUUCUAAAGAGUUGGAUAUGAUUCCUGAUCAUCGUGAGGUAGUAACAAUGGAAAAUAUUAUCCAAGCCGUCAAUGAGAAGCGUCUCAAAUUUAUAUGUUGUUGGCUAGACAAUUGCACGGUUUGCAAAAGUCGAUCUAGGUUUGAUACGUUCUGGUCGUAUGGCUCUAAGCAUUGGCGAAAUGAUGAGAUAAAUGAAUUUCAGUUCUGA